Molecule: messenger RNA, 1866 nt
Organism: Epithele typhae
Lineage: Eukaryota; Fungi; Basidiomycota; Agaricomycetes; Polyporales; Epitheliaceae
Product: EAP30/Vps36 family-domain-containing protein
Exons: 13
Coding region: 1-1866 (621 amino acids)
Biological process (GO): protein transport to vacuole involved in ubiquitin-dependent protein catabolic process via the multivesicular body sorting pathway
Cellular component (GO): ESCRT II complex
Source: RefSeq, a predicted model, not a curated record
AUGUCCGACAGCGACGAGAUCCAGCAGCUGGUGACCGCUACCGGUCUCUUUCGAAUUGCUAACUACAGCGAAGUCGCUGCAUUGACCCUGAUCGCAUAUGAUCAUUUCCUCACGUUCUCGGGGGAGCUUCAAUUCGUCUGGGGUCGGAGGUUCUCUGGUGCGACAGUCGUCUUCGCGCUCAACAGAUAUGUCAAUCUGGCUGGCAAGGUGGUCCUUCCUAUCAGUACUAUGUACUGGCCAAAUCAAACGGACGAGACAUGCGCUGCCCCCAUUAUCCUCGUGAUAGUGCUGACAGUCGUCGCUUACUGGAUCGCUGCAGUGUUCUCCGCGCUGCGGAUAUAUGCUGUGUGGGACAAGAACUGGAGGCUAUUAGUCCUCGUCUUGCUAUUAGCCAUGGCGGUUCCGGUCACAAACAUGUAUCAUUAUAUUCGUUCGACACCUGUUGCCGGCGGACCUCCAUUGAAUGGCUGCGGGGAGAACGUUGAUCUCAGCGACGAGCAGUUCGAGCAGCUCUCCAUGAUUACGCAUGGUUUUGCAAUCGCCACGGAUCUGCUGGUCGUCGUCCUCACGUGGUUAAAGACAUAUGAGAUCAGGCGCCUCUCAUAUCGGCUUCACUUCAAAACAUCCCUGUCAACGUUGCUGCUUCGGGACGGCACGCUCUACUUCGGGAUCCUCCUUAUCCUCAACGUUAUAGAUAUUAUACUGAACUCCAACGAAUCGCUGUACAACCCACUGCCACCGUUUAUCGAGGCAGUCACAUGCAUCCUGAUCUCCCGGUUCAUGCUGAAUCUGCGUCAAACUGCGCAGGAGAUGGACGAAGGGACGACCACCGUCGCGCUGUCGCAGUUCUCGUCGAUCCAGAUUGCCUCGGGUCUGGCGGGCGAUAUGGGCGCGCCCCUUAGCCACGGGACUGCUUGGACAGGAGGCACGGCGUUGAUAGAAGCUCAUACGACUUACGACAUUAGCAACAGCUACGAUAGAGCUCGCGCGCUAGAGAUCGGAGCAGGGCCGCUGGCGGCUGGGGAUGCUGCCUUCAUACUGGACCGCGAGUGCAGGUUUAAUCUGUACAACCACCAUCCCUCUCUCUCCCUCAUCCCCUUCCUCUCCACCGCCAUGCAUCGACUGGGAGGUGCCGGCCUCGCCGCCUUCGACCGCCAGCGCGAGUCCCAGCGCUCCUUCGCCGAGCUCUCCUCCGAGCUCUCCCAAGCCCAGGUCGACCUCCUCCACGCCCAGCUCGCCCAGUUCCGCGCCGCGCUCGCCCACUACGCCGCGACGCACCGCGACCGCAUCCGCGCCGAGCCCUCCUUCCGCCACGCGUUCCAGCAGAUGUGCGCCGGCGUCGGCGUCGACCCGCUCGCCGGCCCCCGCACCGGCGGCUGGUGGGCGGAGCUCCUCGGCCUCGGCGACUGGCAGCACGAGCUCGGGGUGCAGAUCGUCGACGUCUGCGUCUCGACGCGCGAGCGGAACGGGGGGCUGAUCGACGUCGGCGAGCUCGUGCGGAUCGUGAGCCGCCUCCGGGGCGGGAAGGACGUCGUGACGGAGGAGGACGUGGUGCGGAGCAUCCGGACGCUCCGGCCACUCGGCGCGGGCUACGAGGUGAUCGAGGUGGGCGGGGGGCGGAGGAUGGUGCGGAGCGUGCCGCGGGAGCUGGACGCGGACCAGGCGGUCGUCCUCGCGGUUGCGCAGGAGGCCGGGGGGCGGGUGUCGGAGGCGGGGCUCGUGGCGCGGAAGGGGUGGACGACAGAGCGGGCGCGGGCUGCGUUGGAGAACAUGCUGUUGCGGGACGGGCUUUGCUGGCUGGACGAGCAGGACGAAGAGUACGGGGUGUCGUACUGGGUGCCCUCUGCGAUGCGGUGGGAUGAGUGA